This is a messenger RNA of Acanthoscelides obtectus, 9897 nucleotides long. The record is from the annotation of a GenBank genome assembly. NCBI's taxonomy places the organism in Eukaryota, Metazoa, Arthropoda, Insecta, Coleoptera, Chrysomelidae.
GCGCAAAGCGCGAUGUCACUGUGAGGGCUUGUUUCACCCUCUUACCUAAGUCGUAUCUUAUUCAAAUUUUGAAGGUAUAUAGCUGGAAGCUUCCUAAAUACUUGUAGAAAGUUUCGUGGAAAUCCAUCAGCCGGCUUAGACGUUAUUCGACGUAGAGUAUAUCGUUGUCAAGUUCGCGCAGAGGAAGACGUCGUAUGGACCUGGUGAGUCCAUCGGUCCCGGGAUGGUCGCGUUUUCUUGUUGUCUCAGUGCUGGUGCAGCCGCGAACCGCGUGCGAAGCUGCCUUCGGAUACGGCGUUAGAGCCACGGGGUUGUCGGCGAGAGUGCGGAGGACGUGCUACCCCUUAUAGGGGGUGCCCAAUUCUCAGGAGAUAUGAAAGGACAUGGCAUAGGAUUACUGGUAUUGCUGUUCGGAACUUAUAGCACAAAUGGGCAAUUUCAAAGUAAUCAACCGUCAAACCAGCGUGAAUUCGGAUUUCCAUCGGACUUUGACGACACAGAAUACGACGAUCGGGGAGACCAAGAUCCGGUAGACGACGACACGUCAUCCCACAUUGACCGUUAUGAAGCGUCGAGACGGCACGAAACAAGGUUCGGAGGUGGAAGGGCUUACCAGAGCAGACAGGAAGGGCAUGACACCACAGGGGAGUACGAUAAGGAGACGACACUUCCACCAAAUGCUCAAGGAGGGCAGCAUAGGGGUGCCGCCGUCUAUGGAAGCAGGAGGAUCUCUUACGGAGUGACUGGAGGUCCGCCAUACAGGUCCCAACAAGGCAGUGGCAGCGCAUACAAUUCGGUGCAAGGUUCGUUAGGCACAUCAGGAUCGUACGCGGGAGGCCAAGCGAACAUUAGAGGAGACCUUGGAGCUCCAUCGCCAUACAGUAGCUACAAUGGCAGUGUGUCCUUGAGCGGACAGGCGUCUAGGGGGUCGUACGACGCCGCAGGAAGAGCCCAAGGGGCUUACGGAACUGCAGGAGCCACGUACGGUGCCGCAGGAGCUUACGACUCCAGGACAGCAUAUAAUGAAAUCGUGGAGGCGACGAUCGGGGCUAGGGCCGAACUUAGAUGCAGAGUCCAGGACAAUCAAGGAAUAAGAUAUGAGAUCAGGUGGUCCAGAGGAGAUAACACAACUCUGCAAAGGAACGCUUUCGAAAGGGGCGGCAUUUUGUACAUUGAAAAUGUUCAACCAUCAGACGCUGGGACCUACAGAUGUCAGGGCGUUGACCAGAUCACAGGAAGUGUCGUCGUCACUAUAAAUACCUACCUCAGAGUGUCACACUCUAGCGCAGGAUCGUCGAGCAGCUAUGGUUCCUCGGCCGUAUCCAGAGGUGGUCAGUACCCGGACUCUUCGUACUCCGCCGUCUCUCGAGCAGGUUCGGCGAGCAGGCAAGGCGGAGUACCAUACGAUGGUUACGGUGGAUACUACAACGCAUCUUACGAAGUAGCCAAUAGGAGAACAUACGCUAACAACUAUGAUAUCAUCGAAAGCACCUCGAACGGCACCGACAGGUGCGUGCCGAAAUGUUUCGCGGAAAAAGGAGAUCAGGGCAUGGCGGGUAUUCCCGGACAUCCGGGUGAAAAAGGUGUACGAGGUUACCCAGGAGAGGAAGGAAUGAUGGGAGACAAAGGUGACAAAGGCGAUCAAGGGCCGAUGGGUCCUAGAGGACCGAAGGGAGAACGAGGAAGACAAGGCAUUCCAGGAUAUCCGGGCAUCGGAGGGAUACAGGGACCACCGGGCGCCCCGGGGUCCGCAGGUCUGCCAGGGAAAGACGGAUGCAACGGUACAGACGGACCCCCAGGAAUCGACGGGUUCCCAGGCGAGCCCGGUCCAAGGGGAUUCCCAGGCGCGCCAGGUGGCAAGGGCACCAAAGGAGAGGCAGCGCGUUGUGAAAUCAACUUGAAAGGACAGAAAGGUGAACCAGGAAGAGAUGGAGUCACUGGACCUCCAGGAAACUCGGGACCGCAAGGGCCUCGAGGGUAUUCUGGACCGAUCGGAGAAUCUGGAUUACCGGGUCCCCGCGGUCCUCCAGGCCCCAAAGGCCAGAAGGGCAGUCCAGGUAUCGGAAAAACCGGCGAGAAAGGCGACAAAGGUCAAGAGGGACCCAGGGGUCAAAAGGGCGAACCUGCAGACAGCGGACAGCAUAUCAACGAGACAGCUCAAGUAGGGGCCCCUGGCGAUAAGGGCAUGCCAGGAGACAAAGGCGACAUAGGAUUCCCAGGACAGAAGGGUGAGAGAGGGACCGAUGGAGACUACGGCAUUCCGGGAUCCGUUGGAAUGAAGGGAGAAAAAGGAUUAGUCGGACCCCCAGGACCUAGGGGUAGAGAUGGUUUCCCGGGGCCCCCAGGACCAGCGGGUCAAAAAGGUGACCGAGGCCAAGAAGGUAUUCCUGGCCUUCCAGGAAGACCAGGCUUGAAAGGAGAGGCGGGAAGGGACGGACCUGCAGGAUCCGUAGGCUUACCGGGACCUCCAGGACCCCCCGGUGGAGGAAAAGGAUUCCCAGGACCGCCUGGACCCAUGGGACCCAGAGGAUAUCCGGGACCGCAAGGACCCAAAGGUAUGGACGGCUUCCCUGGCGAACCAGGACCCAGGGGCUUGAUGGGACCUCCAGGGGGUCCUGGCAUCCCAGGCACUCCUGGACCGGAAGGAGCACCAGGUGAGAAAGGUGAAGCUGGAGAAGCGGGAUCGAUUGGGUUCCCAGGAAGCGAUGGUCCAAGAGGGUUCCCAGGACCCCCCGGACCCCAGGGACCUAGAGGAUUGACUGGAGAGAAAGGACUAUCGAUAAUGGGACCUAAAGGAGAAGAUGGUCAACCUGGUCGAGAUGGCCUUAAGGGACAAAAGGGAGAAAAAGGCUUCAUGGGACUUCGAGGAUCCCCCGGCGACGCAUUGAACGGCGUCCCCGGCCGACCGGGCCCCAUCGGACCCGCAGGCGAGAAAGGCAACGCAGGACGACCGGGCAUCCCGGGGUCCCCGGGCAUCCCUGGCGAGAAGGGAGACAUCGGAGGCAGGUGCAUCGAUUGUGUGCCAGGCUCAAGAGGAGAUAAAGGAGACAGAGGGAUGGAUGGAAGAGAUGGACCCAUCGGACCCCGCGGACCUCCGGGCACGCCAGGGUACAUGGGACCGGCCGGAUUCGAUGGUCAACCGGGAUUGGCGGGACCCCCAGGAAAACCGGGCAAACCAGGCAAAGACGGUUUCCCAGGCAUACCUGGCCAACCGGGAAAACCAGCUGUUGUUAGCGUGGAUCAAAUCAGAGGCGAAAAGGGUGACAAAGGAGACAGAGGACCGUACGGACCACCAGGACCUAAGGGACUGCCGGGACCUGCAGGACCUAAGGGCGACCAAGGUUUGCAUGGAUUCCCAGGAGAAAAAGGACAAAAAGGAUACGACGGAUUCCCAGGACAGGGCGGAAAACCUGGGCAACCAGGGUUCCCAGGCGUCAAAGGACAAAAGGGAGACAGCUUUAAGGGUGAACCCGGCUACACAGGUCCCAAAGGUGACAAAGGCAUGGCAGGGUUCCCUGGGCUGAUGGGCCCUAAGGGAGAACAAGGAAGAUGCGUGGCGCCAUUGACGCAGAAAGGACAGCAAGGACCUCAAGGACAGAAGGGCGAUAUGGGAUUCCCAGGAUCCCCUGGAGAUAGAGGCGAAAAGGGAGACCAAGGAAACAGUGGACCUAGAGGAUCUCCAGGCCAAGAAGGUCCACCUGGUCCCGUUGGAAACAGGGGACUUCCAGGACCAAGAGGUGACAAGGGGGAUAUCGGACCCAUGGGCUUUCCUGGGGAACCUGGAAGAGACGGAGCGUCUGGAUUGCCUGGAUUGAUGGGUGGAAAAGGAACUAAGGGAGAUGCCGGUAUUCCGCAAGUAGGACCUCCAGGACCACCUGGUCCGUACGGCUUCAAAGGAGAAAAGGGAAUCCCCGGACCUCCUGGAAAAACUGGAAGACCUGGCAACGACGGCCUGUCUGGGUUACCCGGAGAAAAAGGAGACGUAGGCGAGCCGGGAUUGAACGGAUUGCCAGGACCUCAAGGACCUAAGGGAGAGCCUGGACCGCUAGGACCACCUGGAAUCGAAGGUAUCCCGGGCAGGCCAGGUUUGGACGGCCCUAAAGGCGAACCAGGUCGAAGAGGCGAACCAGGCAGACAAGGUUUGGCAGGCUUUCCAGGCGAAAAAGGCGACCAUGGAAUCUCAGGAUUCCCGGGCCUUAAAGGAUUCAAGGGCGCUGUGGGGCGACCGGGCACACCGGGAGCACCGGGAAUGGAUGGAAUGCAAGGGGCACCUGGAGAGAAGGGAGAGAUGGGCAUCAGGGGACCCCCGGGACCCCAGGGAUUGAUCGGUAUGCCGGGAGAGAUGGGCCUGUCAGGGGACAAGGGAAUGCAAGGACCGUUCGGACCACCGGGAUUGCCGGGCCCUCCGGGUUUGUCUGGACUAAAAGGAAUGCCUGGAAUCCCCGGAACGCCAGGUCACAAAGGAGAACCUGGAAGCGCUGCUGAAAAGGGGCAGAAGGGAGAACCCGGAAUACCGGGACUUCGAGGUCAAGAAGGACUACCGGGAGCGCAAGGACCACCGGGACGAAAAGGUGACGCUGGGCCACCAGGCAGAAGCAUUCCAGGCACACCAGGCUUCAAAGGCGACAUCGGCCCUCCAGGUUUGGACGGACUGCUAGGCCGCGAUGGAGAAAAAGGAGACGUAGGACCGUACGGCUUCCCGGGACCCAAAGGAGACUCAGGCUUCCCCGGUCAACCGGGAAAUCCUGGAAUGGACGGCAAAGACGGGCUUCCUGGAUUAAAGGGAGACCUAGGUUAUCCGGGAUCACCAGGAUAUCCAGGUGCAAAGGGCGACAAAGGAAUGCCGGGUUUGAAUGGUUACGACGGUGCUAAAGGAGAUCGAGGACCAUCAGGUCCGCCAGGUUUGAUAGGGUAUCCGGGUCUUAAAGGCGAUCUAGGAGAUCGAGGCGUACCAGGCCCGUUGGUGCAGAUCAAGGGUGACAAGGGUGAAAUGGGACCGUUCGGGGCACAAGGAAGACAAGGAGAGAAAGGAGACAGAGGGUUCCAGGGACAGAUCGGUUUGAUGGGCGAGAAGGGAGAUGUCGGCUUCCCAGGGGUCAAAGGACAGAUUGGGCCAUCGGGAAUACCUGGAGCCAAAGGCGAUAGAGGUCCAGCAGGCAGAGAAGGCAUUCCCGGUCUGACGAUAAAGGGUGAAAAGGGUCUUCCAGGUCUACCGGGCAAAAACGGACGCAUCGGUUUGGACGGAAGGCAAGGCGAAAAAGGAGAACUCGGUCUUCAAGGGCUGCCGGGUAGGAUGGGACCACCUGGACCUCCAGGGCCUCUGGGGCCUCAAGGACCGAAGGGCGAUAGGGGACUGGACGGAGCUCCGGGACCCAUGGGACCUGUCGGACCCCCGGGACUGCCGGGAAUGGAAGGCGCGCCAGGGUACCUAGGAGAAAAGGGUGACCGAGGUCCUCCAGGUUUGAUAGGCGCCCCGGGCGAGAAAGGAGACCGAGGUUUGACCGGAUUGGCUGGUGUUCCCGGCUCAAAGGGCGACAAAGGAGACAGAGGAUUCGAUGGAAUACCAGGAAGACUUGGACCCCCGGGACUCGCAGGACUUAAGGGAGACGCUGGAUUGUCGGGAAUACCGGGAACACCGGGCACACUGGGUAUGAAGGGUCAGAAAGGCGAGGCCGCUCCACCAGGUUUCCCGGGCCCUAAGGGCGAUCGAGGCAAUCCCGGAGCGCCAGGCCUUCCAGGACCCGCUGGUCCAGCAGGUCUUGACGGUCUCCCGGGCACUCCUGGACCGAUGGGACUUAAAGGCGACACUGGCCUCCCAGGCGUACCGGGCAUCCCGGGUCUGCCUGGCAAGCAGGGAGAACGCGGUAUACAGGGUGAAAUCGGGUUAGAAGGAGCCUUUGGCGAUGUAGGGCCUAAGGGAGAACCUGGACUGCCGUGUGAUUACGCUCCAGAUUAUCUUACAGGAACACUGCUGGUUCGUCACAGCCAGACGACGGAGAUCCCGACUUGUGAAAGCGGACACAUCAAACUCUGGGACGGUUAUUCUCUACUCUACGUGGAAGGAAACGAAAAAGCGCACGCUCAGGACUUGGGACUUGCCGGAUCCUGUGUCAGGAAGUUCUCCACUAUGCCGUUCGUUUUCUGUGAUGUUAAUAACGUCUGCAACUAUGCUAGCAGGAACGACAAAUCCUAUUGGUUAUCGACGAACGCAGCCAUUCCGAUGAUGCCAGUAGAAGAGUAUCAAAUCCAAGAGUACAUCUCUAGGUGUGUGGUAUGUGAAGCACCUGCGAAUGUGAUCGCGGUCCACAGUCAAGCACUUGCUUUACCGGAAUGUCCAGAAGGAUGGAGCUCAUUAUGGAUCGGAUACAGUUUUGUUAUGCACACAGCUGCCGGUGCUGAAGGCGGCGGACAAUCGCUGAGCAGCCCCGGCUCCUGCCUGGAAGACUUCCGCGCUACGCCUUUCAUAGAGUGCAACGGAGGUCAAGGCACGUGCCACUAUUUCGCGAAUACGUUCUCCUUCUGGCUCGCCACGAUCGAGAGCCACCAGCAGUUCCAGAAGCCGCAGAAACAGACGUUGAAAGCGGGAAAUGUCAGAGACAGGAUAAGCAGGUGCCAAGUGUGCAUCAGGAACACGUAGACGAUUCUAACGCUUUUGUAUUCCUGAAACGCUUUCUGAACGUUCGAUUGUCUUUCGGUAUGUUUGUUUUGAUUUUUGCUAAAAUACACUGAAAAACUGUUUUUAUCAUAUUUAUGAUCUAUAAGAUUCUCAGCAUAGUAUGCAAACCACAGUCUAUAGUUCUAAUAUAUUAUUCUUCAAAAUUCUUAUUAGAGACUUUUUAUUAAUUUAUUCAUCAAAAUAUAUACCCAAGAAACUUUGCCAAAAAUAUUCUCAAAUAGCCAAAUCCGCGUUUAUUUCUUACCAGUCUACUCAAUUGACGAACUUUAAGACAGCCUGUGCAAUAUAACGAUUGAAUGCAAUUAUUUCAAAUAUUUAAUCGAUAUAGAUAAAAAUAAAAUACCAGUUUCCAGUGGCGGAUCCCGAAGGGGGGUUGUUCCGGGGAGUCCGAACCGUUCCCCUUCCAAUUUGCAGACAACCCCUUCCCACUUCCAUCUUCCUAAGCAUGAGCGGGUAAUUUCAAUUUUUUUACCAUAAAAUAUUUUCUAGAUCCCUCUUCUCCUAUCAUUUGAAAUUAUUUACGGUCUCGCAUUUUAAAAAAAUGAAACGAUCCUGGCACGAAAACCGUACCAAAUAGCAGUAAUAAUAGACAUAGCUGGUGCCUCAUUUAUAUUGCAUUGAAAAAUUGAAUGCAAUUUGUUUAUAUCUCAAAUGAUCAACAUUCUACUAAGGCAUAUUAUUAAAUACAAUUUUCACGAGAUUGAGGUUACGAAAUCUAGAAUCCUAAGAAAAUUGUAAAAAAUUACAUUUACCUCAAGUGUCAAACUUUUCUAACUUUUGAUAAAGAGGCGCUAUUAGAAUAUCGGUGUUUUUUUGGUCAUCCAACAAGAAUGAUGAUACCAAAUUUAAAAAAAUACCUAAGUAUCACAUAAUGAACUUUAAAAUAUGUCCAAAAUUUUGUCAAAUAGCCAAAUCCGUAUUAAUUUCUUAUCAACGUUCGAAUGCAAUCAAAAACAUUUCUUUAAUCGGUAUAAAUACAUAUAAAAUACCGUUUUCCAGUGGCGGAUCAAGGGAGCUAUUGUAGCGGAUCCGGACUCCCCCUCCAAAAUAUCCGACUUUAAAAAAGAUUCGGAUGUUUUUCAAUUUGCAGGAUCCCUAAAAAAUCUUCUUUAGAUACGCCCCUGCCUCUUUAACAUAAAUUAUUUACUAUCUCAUAUUUUUGAAAAAAUGAACGGUAUUGGCAAGAUAGGUACUAGGUACCACCAUUUAAAAAUUGAAUACAAUCUUUGGAAUCCCUACUUUUGCAGUUCUUAUAUCGAUAUCACAAAAAAAUGACGAUUUCGAAAAUUUAAUCUUGGCGUUCUGUAUCCCAAUCGAUCGACGUUCUAUUAGGGCGUUUUUAGCUCAAUUUGAAUAUAAUUUUCAGGAUCUUAAGUUAUGAAAUUAUAGAAAAUUAUAUUUACCUCAAGAGACAUUUUUUUACCUUCGAUAUGCAAGCGACGCGUCUUGGGAAUAGCGGUGAUUUUUUUGGUCAUAUACCUCGAAUUCAUAGAAAAAUUCAGUACCACUUCUAAUUAUAUUUUAAAAAAUGGUGAAUGUACCUUGGGAUCGCAUCCACCUUUUUUUUAACUGAAUGUCAAACAUUUUGUCAAAUAGCCAAAUCCGUAUUUACUUCUUAUCAACGGAUCUCCUCCCAAAAUAUCCCAAUUUUUUUUACCUUCGAUAUGCAAGCGACUCGUGUAGAAAAUAUCGGUGAUUUUUUUGGUUAUAUAAGUCGAAUUCUAUAUUAUAUGUAAAAAAAAGGUGAAUGUACCUUGAGAUCGCAUCCACCUUUUUUGUAACUAAAUGUCCAAGAUCUUGUCAAAUAGCUAAUUCCGUGUUUUUUUCUUAUCAACAAAAACAAAUGAUUUCGAAAAAUUUAACCUUGACAUGCUGUAUUGUUAAUCGACGAACAUUCUACUAAGGCGCUUUUAAUUCAAUUAGAAUACUAUUUUGUGAAUCUUAAGUUAAGAAAUUAUAGAAAAUUAUAUGUACCUUAAGAGACAAAUUUUUGUAACCGCGACGCGUUUCGGGAAUAUCGGUGUUUUUUUUUGGUCAUCUAGCACGAAUGGUCGAAUUCAUACAAAGUUUCAGUCUCACUUUAUAUUCAAUUUCAAAAUAUGGUGCAUCCACCAUUUUUGCAAUAAAUCGCUCUCCAUGCCACCAUUCACUUUUGUGACCAAAACCAUAUUUAUUUGCAAUACUAGUAUAAAAACACAUUGAUGUGUUCGUUCUGGGUGUUCCUUUUUAUGGUCCGGUACCUUUAUUCGUGAUAGCUACGUCGUUUCCUUUCGUUUUGAUCGAGUUUUUCUUCAAAAAGUCGAGAAUCUUAGACGGUAAGGUGCUACCAGACCAUGGUGAAAGAAUGUAUAGUUAGCUUUUUAACGACGCUGUGCCAUGAAAAAUGUAUAACAAGAAAUGCAUGUAAAAUUGUAUAGAAUAGUGUAUAAGUUGUAUAAGUCGGUGCCACAUAAAAGUAACAAAAAACUAAAAACGAUGGCAUAUAACGGACAUUGGUUUCGGUUGGAACUGUUUAUUGCCAUAUAUAAAGAAGUUUUAAGCAAAAAGUUGGAGAAGAUUCAUCAAAAAAAGUCUAAAAUCUAUAUUUGCCUAGCUACCCAACCGAAAUCAAUGUGACAUCUCACAUUUUUUAAUACUUUGUGAUUUUUUAAUAGCGUAAUAAUAGGUAUCACUGAGAUAAAAAAUAUUUUUGUAAUAAAAAAUGGUGCUAUCUAUAUUUCUAUAGUAAUUUAUAUGUGUUCUUCGUUUCUAAGCAGUUGUUUCAAGAUUUUGCAUUUUUUUUUCACACAUCGUAGUUUCUCUUCACAUUCCUUCCGUAAUUUAGAUCUAGUCAACGCUGAAAUUAUUUGACAGGCAUUUGUUUAAGCCUUGGCCAACACGAUUAAGAAAAAACUCAAUGCAGAUUUUAUCUUCUCUUCAAUAGAACACAAUUUAUGAGAUUUUUUGUAUCUAAUAAAUUUUUGCACGGACCAAGGUUUGAACGAAUGUUUCUCUCAACUAUUUGACUCAUUUUCUCUAUCAACAUUUUUUUAGGACACAUUUGCAAAGCUUCUCUAAUUGUUUAAACACUGCCAUUUGUUGAAUAUUCUAAAUAACGUAAGGUUUUUAUAUUGUUUACGAUUUGAAAAAUCUCGAAAUAUAUAUUUUACCAAUGUAUUCCAACCAAAAUUAAAGAUGUACAUAAGUAUAUUUGUAUGAAUAAAAUUUAUUAUAGAAAUAAA